UUUUUUUUUUCUGUUCAUUUAAUGACAUGAAUGAAUCUAUAGCAACCACAAGCAAUAAAGCUUCCAACGUAAUUCAAGUCCCCGAAUAUUAUUAUGCGGUUGACAUUAAUUACUUGACUCACAUGAUUGCUGACAUGCUAAGCAGACUCAUCACCCAUAACGACCUGAUACCUCUAACACCUAGCAACCUCACUCGCUUUCAUUCACGCACACCACCCAAUAUAUCUUUAAGCGAUUAUUUACGGCGCAUAGUCAAAUACACCUCUGUAGAAAAAUCCUGUUUACUGAUACUUUUGAUCUACAUCGACCGUGUUUGUGAGCUUCACCCACACUUUACUGUCUCUUCACUCACCGUUCAUCGAUUCUUAAUCACAGCGGUAACAGUAUCAUCCAAGGCAUUAUGUGAUUCUUAUUGUACGAAUUCACAUUAUGCUAAAGUGGGUGGCAUAUCCACGCAAGAGAUCAAUGCGCUCGAAUUGGAGUUUCUAAGACUCAUUGAUUGGCGUCUUUGCUCAACUGGACCGAUUCUUCAGCAGUACUAUGCCAAUUUAGUCGAACAACAUCCUUGUUAUGAACGCACCUUGAGUAUAUCAAAAAGUGGAUCUAAAGGCAAAAAACGACGAAGGAGUAGUGCAAGUGCUAUAGAGGCAAUACUAUCAGAAAAUAUAGAACAAGUGAAUGACGAUCUGUCAUCAUCAGAUACUGAAAAUAUAAAAAUAGAAGAAGAGAUAACACAAAAGCAUUUUGAUACAUUAUUGGAGGAUGACAGCAUACCCUAUAUUGCAUAAUAUAUUAUAAAAUGUGUUUUUUUUUUUUGGACCCUUCAUAUAAAGAGUGUUCAUGCGUAAAAAGGAUAAACAAAUAAACACCGAAGAUUAAAGUCACAGUCCCCUGUUUUUUUUUUUAUUAUUAUUAUUA
Rhizopus microsporus ATCC 52813 is the source of this 918-nucleotide messenger RNA. RefSeq names its product cyclin-domain-containing protein. Gene Ontology annotation, biological process: regulation of cyclin-dependent protein serine/threonine kinase activity. The coding region runs from base 27 to 788 and encodes 253 amino acids. NCBI's taxonomy places the organism in Eukaryota, Fungi, Mucoromycota, Mucoromycetes, Mucorales, Rhizopodaceae. Gene Ontology annotation, cellular component: cyclin-dependent protein kinase holoenzyme complex; nucleus. Gene Ontology annotation, molecular function: cyclin-dependent protein serine/threonine kinase regulator activity; protein kinase binding. The record is from RefSeq and is a predicted model, not a curated record. The transcript has 2 exons.